Messenger RNA from Daphnia magna, 847 nucleotides. Its product is annotated as putative defense protein 3. The coding region runs from base 1 to 750 and encodes 249 amino acids. Lineage: Eukaryota; Metazoa; Arthropoda; Branchiopoda; Diplostraca; Daphniidae. Gene Ontology annotation, molecular function: oxidoreductase activity, acting on metal ions. The transcript has 6 exons. The record is from RefSeq and is a predicted model, not a curated record.
AUGGACGUAUUCGCUUUUGCUGCCUAUGGGUUGCUCAUUCUGCCAUUGAUUAUUCGCGUCGAUGGAUUUCCUAACGGAGCACCAACUGCUUCCUGCUCAACCAUGAAACCGGGACAUUCUGUCGAUCCACAGCCUCUUUCCACGUCUCCUUUCUUUACGCACAUUUUUAAUGAGGAGACUGUCUUGGUGGACAAUGUGGUGCGUCUUGAAUUACGGGCUCGUAAUGGAGUGACUACGUUCAAAGGUUUCCUUGUCAUGGCAUUCGACAAGGAUGACAAUUCAACCACGGCCAAACCAAUCGGCAUCUUUCAGGUGCCCAGUGACGGCAGACUAAUCAGCUGCAUCGAUGGCGACCAGAAUGCCGUCACUCAUAAGCUGAAUAACGAUAAGAAAUCAGUAAAGGUGGAAUGGAUUCGGCCGAAAACUUUUGCAGGUCAAAUUGUCUUCAGGACCACUUUUGUACAAGAAUUCAAUACAUUUUGGGUCAAGACGGAAUCAAAAACUGUGUCCUUUGUCACCGUCCAACCAACAGUCACACCGACUGCAACCGGGGCGACACCAAUUCCAGCCAUUUCCCCCAAAACAACAUCUCCACAACCAUUUACUUUGUCGACCACGACCAGCAGUCCUUCUUCCCAAUCGCACCUUUGCUGGAUUAUGCAAAUGAAUUUGAUGAAUGUUAGGCAUUUCGGCCUCGAAAAGGGCCUAAGGGGCGUGCUCAAGGAUCUACGCUGUUUCAACAUAACAUGAAACAUGUUUUCGAUAAACGUUUACAGACCUUAUGUGGGUUUCGUUGACAGUCUGUCAUUUCUAAUUGAAGUAAAUACAAUGACGCAAAUAGAAUGAA